This is a messenger RNA of Quercus robur (English oak), 1132 nucleotides long. Its product is annotated as microtubule-associated protein 70-1-like. The record is from RefSeq and is a predicted model, not a curated record. Gene Ontology annotation, molecular function: microtubule binding. NCBI's taxonomy places the organism in Eukaryota, Viridiplantae, Streptophyta, Magnoliopsida, Fagales, Fagaceae. Gene Ontology annotation, biological process: cytoskeleton organization. Bases 205 to 588 code for a protein of 127 amino acids. The transcript has 2 exons.
AUUGUCAUGAACUUUAAAUGACUGUUAUUUUGUAGUUUAAUCCAGGGUUUUUGUUCCAAUUUUUGUCAAGUUUCUCAUACUUUAAAGUUGAACAGCCGAUCAUAAACUUUUGUUAUUUUGAAUUAAACUUUUGUAAAGAACUGAGAUAGUUUGGUUUGAAAUGUCUUGUUCACUAAUCUGGAGGAGAACAAAAUCCUGGACAAAAUGCAUUGGCAGAGGGUUGCAGAGGUUGAAAAGCUAACCCAAACUGUUUGUGAGCUUGAGGAGGCUGUUUUGGCUGGUGGUGCUGCUGCCAAUGCUGUGCGUGAUUAUCAACGAAAAGUGCAAGAGAUGAAUGAGGAGAGAAAAACUUUAGAACAGGAAGUAGCUUGUGCGAAGGUUACUGCAAAUCGUGUUGCCACUGUAGUUGCAAAUGAGUGGAAAGAUGCCAAUGACAAAGUGAUGCCUGUUAAGCAAUGGCUUGAGGAAAGAAAAAUUUUUCAGGCAUGUUACCCAUUCAAUGCCUCUUUAUCAUGUUCUUCAGAUUUCAUUUCUUCAAAGAAUACCAUGAAUACUGAGCAAGUAUCAUUGCUGGUAGUCACUCUCUAAUGGAUGUUUCUGCUACUGAUAUUCUUGAAACACUUGGUUCUGCUGUUAGUUUGUACUCAAUUAAUAUGUUUAUUUAUACAUUGAUUGAUUGAUCAAAUAAUCCUGUAAUAGGAAGUGUUUGAACUAACAUCAAAAUGUAGUCUUCUUGUAGUGUGCAGGGUUUAUCAUCUAAUAACUGUAAGCGAGCUAGGAUUGUUUCAUGAUGCAUGGAAGAAAGAGGCAUACUACAGUCCAUCCUUGUCUGUUAUGUUUAAUUUUGAUUCUUAGUGCCAACUAUAAAAUAGAAACCAGGAUGUUAAACAGGCUGUUAUCAGAAUAAGACUGGGUGACAUAGUUAGACCAAUAUGGAGUAUAGUGUUUCAAAACACAUACUUGCCAUGGAAAGCUGAAUAUUGUUGUUUUGAAGUACAAUAAAUUAUAAGGUAUUGUGAAGACUAAAUAUAGUUUUUCAUAUAUUUUUAGAGAGAAAUGCAGCAGCUUUGUGAUAAACUGGCAGUAGCUGAGGCUGCUGAGCACACCACAAAGGCAGAAGCACAGCUUAAAA